ACUAUUGACUUCUAGAGAUAUUAAAGGACAAAUCCGGUGUAAAAUGGAUCUGGGAUAUGUUUAAUAUGAUAACGAGUUGGAAUGUUCGUUUUGGAGCAAAAAAGCGCGUAUAGACGCAUUCUUAAGUUGGCUGUUUUUAGCCGACUCUACCAAAACGCUAUAAACUUGGAACGAUGGGGGCAAUUGUUAUGGUAAAAACUAAAUCGCUAUUUUAAACCACUUAAAAGGCUAGAAGUAGCCCAACACUUCUUUGGUAGUAUUACAAGGGUCUUAACAUAUACAACGAGGCAUUGAUAACUUUGUAGAUUGUUUAUUAGAAAGGAUAUUUUAUACACACAAUACCAUCAGAAGUUCACCCGUCGACGCCAUCGUGUUUUUAAGACUCGAUAAGUAGAUUGCCGAACACAGAGCUUGCAUGUUGCUGACGGAUGUCACAAUCUCUGUGUUCGUCAAUCUACCUAUCGAGUCUUAUAAACAAGAUGACGUCGACGGGUGAUCUACUGAUGGCCUAAAGCCCCUGAUGGAGCAAAAGGCGGUUGGACAUUCCCCUUUUCAUUCACCAACCAAAAGUGAGGCUUCCUCUGUGACAAGUCCAGCAGAGCAGGAGACCCCCGAUAUCAUUUUAAUCAAGAUUGAAGAGGAUAUCAGUGGAUGCAGGACAGCAGCCUUUGGAGACCGCAGCACCCAGAGCGGAGUCACCGUGGAGAGUCUCCAUGUGGACGCCGCUGGCUCCUCCCAUGUGUUCAGUCAAAACGCGGAGCUGCGGAUCCUGAGUGUCCACGGGCAAGGGGGGGGGCAACUGGUGUUGGAAGGCCAUGACACCCUCUUCACAUCUUCCGAAGUCGAGGCCCUGAACUCGCUGUCUGCGGACUGCAACGUGGCUAAGAGCCUGGACUGUGGCGAGCGGAUGGAUUGCCGCAAAGAGCUGGCUGUGCAGCAGGAGAACCCUGACACCAUUUUGAUCAAGGAGGAAGAGGAUAUUGGUGUAUGCAUGCCCCCUGUAGAAGACUGCAAUGACAUCAGAUACUGCAGCACACAACGCAGCGCCACCUCGGAUAGUCUGCAUCCGGACGCCCCUGGCUCCUCCCACAUGUCCGGUCACAACGGGGAGCUGCGGAUCCUGAGUGUCUGUGGACAAGGGGUGGGCCGGCUGGGGCUGGACGGCCAUGACACCCUCUUCACCGCAUCCGAAGUGGAAGCCCUAAGCUUGCUGUCCGUGGACCACAGUGUGGCCAAGAGCCUGGACUGCGGCGAGCGGCUCGUCCACUGUGAGGAGCAAACUGGGCCUCGGGGCGGCCGCAAGGGCCGGCCCUGUGUCUUCUGUGGCAAGGUUUUUCCCAACGCUUCCAAGAUGACCAUCCACAUGCGUAUACACACCAGCGAGAAGCCCUACAGGUGUGACCAAUGCAUGAAGCGCUUCACUCAGAGGUGCCACCUAAAGAUCCACAUGAGUAUUCACUCCAGGGAGAAGCCCUACAAAUGUGACCAAUGCAUGAAGGGCUUCAGACGGAGAUAUGAUCUAAAGAUCCACAUGAGGAUUCACACCAGGGAGAUGCCCUAAAGGUGUGACCAAUGCA
This is a messenger RNA of Gadus macrocephalus (Pacific cod), 1577 nucleotides long. Its product is annotated as zinc finger protein 112-like. Lineage: Eukaryota; Metazoa; Chordata; Actinopteri; Gadiformes; Gadidae. Gene Ontology annotation, molecular function: RNA polymerase II cis-regulatory region sequence-specific DNA binding; DNA-binding transcription factor activity, RNA polymerase II-specific. The record is from RefSeq and is a predicted model, not a curated record. Gene Ontology annotation, biological process: regulation of transcription by RNA polymerase II. Bases 521 to 1561 code for a protein of 346 amino acids. The transcript has 6 exons. Gene Ontology annotation, cellular component: nucleus.